UGAGUUCUGUAUGUGAUAACAGCUGAUUGUAAUAUUCAUAUUAAUAAUAUUAAUAAUAGUAAUAAUAAUAAUAAUAAUAAUAAUAAUAAUAAUAAUAAUAAUAUUUGUAAGUAUGGCAGUGCGUGCGCAAAGUUAUUUAUUUAAAAUAGUUAAUGGAUAUUAUUCAAUAAAAUCAAUAAGACAUUUUUCUGUUGCGACGAGUUUUUAUAAAAAAUCUACAUUUGAUUGGCAAGAUCCAUUCAAUAUUGAAUCACAAUACAAUCAAGAUGAAAUAAUGGUACGAGAUCAGUUUCACGCUUACUGUCAGGAAAAAUUACAACCGCGAGUAUUAGACGCAUUUAGGAAUGAAAAUUUUGACAAACGCAUUAUGAAAGAAUUGGGAGAUCUUGGGGUUUUGUGUUGCACUUUAAAGGGCUACGGAGCUUCAGGAGUUUCAUCUGUUGCAUAUGGUCUUAUUACUAAAGAAAUUGAGUCUAUUGACAGUGGAUACAGGUCAUCGUAUUCUGUGCAAAAUCUCGCGGCGGUUGCUAUCGAUUCUUGGGGUAAUCAAGAGCAGAAAGAUAAAUAUUUGCCAAAAUUAGUUUCGGGCGAUUACAUAGGAUGUUUUGGAUUGACAGAACCAAAUCAUGGUAGUGAUCCAGGAUCAAUGGAAACGCGCGCAAUUUAUGAUUCGAAUAAAAAAAUUUAUAAAUUACGUGGGAGUAAAACAUGGAUAACAAAUUCACCAGUCGCAGAUUUAUGUAUCGUAUGGGCAAAAUGUGAUGACAAUAAAAUACGUGGCUUCAUAGUUGAACGUAAAGGUAAUGAAGAUACAUUGAGUACACCGAAAAUAAAAGGCAAAGUAUCAUUACGUGCAUCAACUACGGGAAUGAUUAUUAUGGAUGACGUAAUUAUUCCGGAAGCGAACAUGCUCCCAAAUGUACACGGUCUCAAGGGACCUUUCGAAUGUUUGAAUCACGCGCGCUAUGGUAUAGCAUGGGGAUCAUUGGGCGCAGCCGAACAAUGUUUUAAAAUUGCGAAUACUUAUGUAUUAGACAGAAAGCAAUUCAAAAGGCCUUUAGCGGCUAAUCAGUUGGUGCAAAAAAAACUUGCUGACAUGAUGACUGAAAUAGCUAUUGGUUUGCAAGGUUGUUUGAGAGUCGGUAGACUAAAAGAUGAAAAUAGAGCUACGCCAGAAAUGAUUUCACUUAUUAAACGAAAUUCCGCGGCAAAGGCAAUCAAUAUUGCUCGGACUGCCCGAGAUAUGUUAGGUGGUAAUGGAAUAUCUGAUGAAUAUCAUAUUAUAAGACAUAUGAUUAAUCUUGAAUCUGUUAUAACUUAUGAAGGUACGGAUGAUAUUCAUGGUUUGAUUCUGGGUCGUGCUAUUACUGGAAUUCCCGCAUUCGCUGGAUGAACUUAAUUUUUUAGAUUAAAAACAUAAUUUAAUUUUAUUGCUGACUAUUUUUGAAAAUGAGAAUUUUUGUAUGAAUUAUUUGGUUACAAAAAAAAAAUAAAUGGUUAUAUUUUUUUAUA
This is a messenger RNA of Microplitis demolitor, 1512 nucleotides long. Its product is annotated as glutaryl-CoA dehydrogenase, mitochondrial. NCBI's taxonomy places the organism in Eukaryota, Metazoa, Arthropoda, Insecta, Hymenoptera, Braconidae. Gene Ontology annotation, molecular function: fatty-acyl-CoA binding; glutaryl-CoA dehydrogenase activity; flavin adenine dinucleotide binding. The transcript has 8 exons. Gene Ontology annotation, biological process: fatty acid beta-oxidation using acyl-CoA dehydrogenase; fatty-acyl-CoA biosynthetic process. The record is from RefSeq and is a predicted model, not a curated record. Gene Ontology annotation, cellular component: mitochondrial inner membrane. The coding region runs from base 113 to 1393 and encodes 426 amino acids.